Paramecium sonneborni is the source of this 1989-nucleotide messenger RNA. The record is from the annotation of a GenBank genome assembly. NCBI's taxonomy places the organism in Eukaryota, Ciliophora, Oligohymenophorea, Peniculida, Parameciidae.
AUGGCAGAAGAAUAAAACUUAUAGGAGGAUUCUAAAAAGAAUAUAGGUUAGAUGGGUGCAAAAAUAGUUCCACGAGGUUCAAAAGAAAUUUCUAACAUUCUAGGAGAUCGUAGAUCUUCAUAUAAUGUAGAUGGAUAUGAUCGUGUAGUUGUUGAUGAGUAAUUAUAUAUAAUAAUCGCAGAAUCACUGAUCAUAAAUAAGUUGGAAUUCCACUGAUUGAUAAGGUUGUAAUUAUUCUAGUUGUCCUCUUUACGUUAUUAGUGUUCAUCAACUUCUCAUUUACAUGUAACUUACUUUAUAUUAUUUUUUAUAGCUAACGAUGCUAAGGAAGAUGCAGACAUAGAAAAGACUCUCUUUAUAACUAAAAUAGUAGAAUUAGUGAUCCUCAUUCUCUUUGUUUUGGAAAUUUCAUUUAGAAUUCUCAGUGUUGGACUCAUAGUAUACAAUAUAUUAUAUACAUUAGUCGUACUUUUCGGAUUUGUGGGCUAUCUUUGAUGCUCUAAUUAUAAUAGCUUCGAUAGUUUUGAUUAUUCUCGAUCUCAUUUUAGAAGGAGAUGCAUUUACCACAAUAAGCAAAGUUCUAAGAGGAAUAUUUAGAUUUUUAAGAUUAUUUUUAGUGUUUCGUAAAGUAAAUUUCAUUCUAUUUUCAAACAGUUUAAUUAAGUCAAAAAAAUAAAUAAUGCAGGAGCAAGAUAUGUAGUACGUUCUCCAGUAGAGAAAGUAAUUGAAAUAAUGAGAGAUCUUGCUGAUUAAUUUGAAGAUCCAGAUAUUAUUAAAUAAUUAAAUUGGGGAAUCACUCAUAUAUCUAAUAACACUGUAUAUGAGCCUAUAAUCGAAGGAAAGAAAAGUGAAGCUUUAGGAUGGUUAUAUUAACCACAACAACAAUAAUAGGUUUCUUAAGAAUUUAGACGUUCUAUGUCUUCUGAUGUUUAAUUUACAGAUGAAUCUCAUCUACCAGAAUAAUUAAGGUAGGAUUUUGAAUAAAAUAUCUUAAACUUAGAUUAUGAUUACUUUUCUCUUUUUUAGAAAUAUGAUAGUUCAAUUCUUACUCAUUUAAUGUGCUACUACUUUUAAAAAGAAUAAUUGUUUAGUUCUUUAAGAAUGUCACCGGAAUCUUUUAAGAAAUGUGUAGAUCGACUAGCAUAAAAUUAUCAUAAAGACAAUUUAUACCAUAAUGUUAUUCAUGCUUUUGAUGUUACACAUACUGUAUAUUUUUUUAUUUAAAAAUGCAAUUUUAAAGAAAUAGGAAAAUUGUCAAAACUUGAUUAUUCUAUUCUAUUAUUAUCUGCAGCAGCACAUGAUGUUGAUCAUCCAGGAUUAAAUAAUAUUUUCUUAUCAAAUACUAGACAUGAUUUAGCUAUGACAUAUAAUGAUAGAUCUCCUCUUGAAUAACAUCAUGCAUCAACAUUGUUUAGAUAUAUUAGAGAAACAGAUUUAUUAGCUCAUUUUACUUUAUCUGAUUUUAAAUAUUUUAGAGAAAAGUCAAUUAAUAUGAUUCUUAGUACUGAUAAUGCUAUGCAUGGAAAAGGUAUUUUAUUAUUAUUUGUUAGAUUACAAUAAAUUAAAAGCAAGAUUAGCUUCCAAUGACUUUGAUCCUGGAUCUAAAGAUAAAGGAAUUUGUUUUGAUACUUUAUUACAUGCAGCAGAUAUUAGUAAUCCUUUUAAACCAAUGAAAAACUAUGAAUAAUGGACUUUUAGAGUUCUUGGAGAAUUUUGGCUCUAAGGGGAUAAAGAAAAAGAAUUAGGUCUUCCUAUAACAAUGCUUUGUGACAGAAAAACUACUAAUGUUGCCAAAAGUUAAAUUGGAUUUAUAGAUUUUAUGGUAAUCAUUUUUAAAUAUAUAUAUAUAUAUUUUAGGUUCUUCCUUACUACAAUACUCUGUCAUAGAUACUUCCACAAUUAUCAGAAUUUAUUGUCUAAAUUACAGAAAAUAAAAAAGCUUGGGCAGAAAAAAUAGAGUAUUAUCAAACUCUAUUAAAUACAUAAUGA